Messenger RNA from Ascochyta rabiei, 1503 nucleotides. RefSeq names its product Hexokinase. NCBI's taxonomy places the organism in Eukaryota, Fungi, Ascomycota, Dothideomycetes, Pleosporales, Didymellaceae. Gene Ontology annotation, cellular component: mitochondrion; cytosol. Bases 1 to 1503 code for a protein of 500 amino acids. Gene Ontology annotation, biological process: glycolytic process; glucose 6-phosphate metabolic process; intracellular glucose homeostasis. Gene Ontology annotation, molecular function: ATP binding; mannokinase activity; glucokinase activity. The record is from RefSeq and is a predicted model, not a curated record. The transcript is spliced from 3 exons.
AUGGUUACAGGUGCAAGGAAGCCUCCCUCCCGAAAGGGUUCCAUGGCGGAUAUGCCCCGGGAUCUGAAGGAGCAGAUCGAGAAGCUCGAGGAGCUCUUUGUCGUGCCUACUCAGAAGCUGAAGGAGAUCACGGAUCACUUCGUGAAGGAGCUUGAGAAGGGUCUGACAAAAGAAGGAGGAUCAAUCCCCAUGAACCCAACAUGGUGUAUGGCUUUUCCUGACGGUAACGAGACCGGCCGGUACCUUGCUCUCGACAUGGGAGGGACCAACUUGCGCGUCUGCGAGGUGACCCUGACCGAUGAGAAGGGCGAGUUCGAGAUCAUUCAGUCCAAGUACCGCAUGCCCGAGGAGCUGAAAACGGGAACCGCCGACGAACUUUGGGGCUAUGUUGCCGAUUGUUUGCAGCAAUUCGUCGAAUAUCACCAUGAGGACGAGCAGCUUGAGGAUCUGCCUUUGGGUUUUACGUUCUCUUACCCGGCAACUCAGGACUACAUCGACCACGGUGUUCUCCAGAGAUGGACAAAAGGAUUCGACAUUGACGGAGUUGAGGGGCACGAUGUUGUACCACCCUUCAACAAGGCCCUGGCUGAGCGUGGAGUGCCUAUUAAGCUGGCCGCUCUGGUCAACGACACCACUGGCACUAUGAUCGCCUCCGCAUACACCGACGCGGAGAUCAAAAUUGGAUGUAUUUUCGGAACUGGCUGUAACGCUGCAUACAUGGAGGAGUGCGGUGCUAUCCCUAAGAUUGCACACCUCAACCUCGACCCCAAGCUACCCAUGGCUGUCAACUGUGAAUGGGGCGCAUUCGACAACGAACACCAGGUCCUACCCCGCACACAAUACGACGUCAUCAUCGACAAGGAGUCACCUCGUCCUGGUCAGCAGUCAUUUGAAAAGAUGGUCGCUGGGCUGUACCUGGGCGAGAUUUUCCGCUUGGUCCUUUUGGACUUGCACAAGGGCCACGAGUGCGCGAUCUUCGAGGGUCAAGAUGCCAGCAAACUGGAGAGGCCCUACUCUCUGGAUGCAGGAUUCCUUUCUGCCAUCGAGGAGGAUCCUUUCGAGAACUUGCUAGAGACUGGUGACCUCUUCCAGAACAAGCUUGGCAUCACAUGUUCAAAGCCAGAGCUCGAGCUCAUCCGACGUCUGGCUGAGCUUAUCGGCACCCGUGCUGCGCGUCUGACCGCGUGCGGUGUUGCGGCCAUCUGCAAGCACAAGAACUGGGACCAGACACACGUUGGUGCUGACGGCUCCGUCUUUACCAAGUACCCCCAUUUCAAGAUCCGCAAUGCGCAGGCACUGAAGGAGAUCCUGGAUUGGCCUGCGAAGUAUGGCAAGGGCAAGAACGACCCUGUCGAGAUUCUACCCGCGGAAGACGGUUCCGGUGUUGGUGCUGCUUUGAUUGCUGCGCUCACGAUCAAGCGCGUGAAGGAAGGCCAGCUUGCGGGUAUCCAAGACCGUGAUGCUAUGCUGAAGAUAGCCGGAAAGAAGCCUCGGGCAGCAUGA